UCUCUCUCUCUCUCUCUCUCUCUCUCUCUCUCUCUCUCUAAAUUUUGUGAUCUGAUUAUUGAGUCGACUCUCUCUCUCUCUCUCUCUGGCUUUCGUUCCACAAAUAGAGCCCUCCUCCUCCUCCUCCCAAUUCCGAACAUCGAAUCCCACUCACAUUUAGAAUUUUUGAUCUCCCGUCAGAUCUCGCCGGAGCUCCAGUGAUCUCGGGGCAGCUGCUCUUCGCUCUCUAGCCGGCCGAUCAUCGCCGUCGCAUUGAUAUGAAGCUGCUGCGGAGGCGGAGUUGCUGUUGUGGGGGAAGAUGAAGUUUUAUAUAUCCACGACGGGGAUAAAGAGGCUGACGAUAUCCAGCGCCGGCGCCGGGAAGGGAUCUCCUUCGACGGCGGCGACUCGGAGGAUUUCCGGCCGGACGGUCUUGCCGUUGUUGCUGGUGCUCGCGUUAGUUUUGCCCUUCCUUUUCGUUAGAAUUGCGUUCAUUGUCCUUGAAUCUACCACUGCUUGCUCUUCCACGCUCGACUGCGUAGGUUGGAGGUUUUUCAGCGGGAGUGACGAAUCAUUACUCAGAGAGGAGUUGACAAGAGCACUGCUGGAAGCAAAGGAUGGUAACGUAAACAAUAACGAGCAAGGGAUCGAGUCGUUUAACCAGCUGGUCCAGGAGAUGACGUUGAAGCAACAAGAUGUCAAAGCAUUCGCUUUCAAAACAAAGGCCAUGCUAUCAAGAAUGGAACACAAGGUUGAGUCAGCCAGACAGCGGGAAUUAGUUUACUGGCACUUAGCCUCACAUGGUGUGCCCAAGAGCAUACAUUGUCUUUGCCUCAAAUUAGCUGAAGAAUAUGCUGUAAAUGCAAUAGCUCGAUCUCGUUUACCUCCACCUGAAUAUAUUUCUCGACUUUCCGAUCCCUCCUUUCACCACCUUGUUCUUCUAACUGAUAAUGUCCUCGCAGCUUCUGUCGUUAUCUCAUCCACAGUCCAAAAAUCAGCCAACCCUGAAAAAUUGAUUUUCCACAUAGUGACUGACAAGAAAACUUAUACUCCUAUGCAUGCAUGGUUUGCAAUUAAUUCUUUUCAAUCAGCAGUGGUGGAAGUUAAAGGGUUACACCAAUACGACUGGUCUCAGGAAGUAAAUGUUGGAGUCAAGGAGAUGCUAGAGAUCCACCGCCAGAUUUGGAGACAUUACUAUAGAAAUUUGAAAGAUGAUGACUUUGAGUCUGAUGGAGAACAUAAAAGAUUCUUAGAAGCUCUGAGCCCCAGCUGCCUUUCCCUUAUGAACCUUCUUCGAAUUUAUAUCCCCGAGCUUUUUCCAGAUCUCAACAAGAUAGUGUUCUUGGACGAUGAUAUUGUUGUACAGCAGGAUCUAUCUUCUUUGUGGGAACUGGAUCUCAAUGGAAAUGUUGUUGGUGCAGUUGUCAACUCAUGGUGUGGUGACAACUGUUGCCCGGGAAGAACUUACAAUGACUACUUCAAUUUUUCACACCCUAUCAUUUCAUCCAACUUCAAUCAUGAUCGUUGUGCGUGGCUGUAUGGCAUGAAUGUCUUUGAUCUUGCAGCUUGGCGGCGGACCAAUAUUACAGAAACAUACCAUCAAUGGCUACAAUUUAACCAGAAGUCUGGGUUGAUAUUGUGGCAUCCAGGAAUAGUUCCGCCCGCCUUAAUUGCAUUUGAGGGUCAUGUGCAUCCUAUUGACCCACUGUGGCAUGUGGCUGGGUUAGGUUCUCGAUCCCCAGAGGUUCCCGAAGACAUAUUGGAAGCUGCUUCCGUUAUACACUUCAGUGGCCCAGCGAAGCCAUGGCUCGAGAUUGGGUUUCCAGGGGUACGAGGCUUGUGGAACAAGCAUGUAAAUUGUUCAAACAAGUUUGUUAGGAAAUGUAGAAUCAUGGGGUGAAGAGGACGAAGUCCUUUAACCCUCCGAUAUUCAUUUUGGGACAAAUCCCGAAAGCAGAGUCUGGGGAAGCAGAGGGAAGAAGGUUUCGGCUUCAGUCUCUGCUCACACUCAGCUCUGGACACUUCAGAUGGUGUUAUUUCAUGUUCAUAAAUCAUAGUAGACAAUAGCCGAAGAAGGUACGAUGCGACUAUACGAUAGAAUCAGGAUGUUCAAAUUCAACCUUCAAUGCGUAUAAGGGAUGUAAAGCUUCAUGGAUGCAUCUCUCUCUGACGUUAUUUUGUAAAUUUUACUCAGGUAACUGAAGUGCUUAGUUAAUCAGUGAUGAAACUUGUUAAUAAGGCUUAUCUACCAUAAUUGCUCAAGUUUUAGAGUAAUCUUAUUCCUGUUCUUUUUA
Molecule: messenger RNA, 2273 nt
Organism: Pyrus x bretschneideri (Chinese white pear)
Lineage: Eukaryota; Viridiplantae; Streptophyta; Magnoliopsida; Rosales; Rosaceae
Product: probable galacturonosyltransferase 15
Exons: 6
Coding region: 299-1879 (526 amino acids)
Molecular function (GO): polygalacturonate 4-alpha-galacturonosyltransferase activity
Source: RefSeq, a predicted model, not a curated record